This is a messenger RNA of Gadus macrocephalus (Pacific cod), 3178 nucleotides long. RefSeq names its product lysocardiolipin acyltransferase 1 (gene lclat1). Gene Ontology annotation, cellular component: endomembrane system. The coding region runs from base 10 to 1167 and encodes 385 amino acids. The record is from RefSeq and is a predicted model, not a curated record. Gene Ontology annotation, molecular function: acyltransferase activity. The transcript is spliced from 5 exons. Lineage: Eukaryota; Metazoa; Chordata; Actinopteri; Gadiformes; Gadidae.
UCCUCAGGUAUGGCGGUGUCUGUGAGGGGCCUGUACUUUGUGGUGACCCUCUUCUUGGGCAGUUUCUUCGGGAGUGUGUUCAUGCUGGGCCCCUUCCUGCCCCUCAUGCUGGUGUCUCCGGCCUGGUACCGCUGGAUCACUGACCGCAUCGUAGCCACCUGGCUCACACUGCCUGUGUCUCUGCUGGAGCUGGUGUUUGGCGUGAAGGUGGUCAUAACGGGCGACGGCUUCGUCCCGGGCGAGCGCAGCGUCAUCGUCAUGAACCACCGCACGCGCCUGGACUGGAUGUUCCUGUGGUGCUGCCUGCUGCGCUACAGCUACCUGCGGAUGGAGAAGAUCUGCCUCAAGGCAGUCCUCAAGGCUGUGCCUGGCUUUGGAUGGGCGAUGCAGAUGGCGUGCUUUGUGUUCAUCCAGCGCCGCUGGGAGGACGACCGCAAGCACAUGGAGAGCAUGCUGGGAUACUUCUGUGACAUCAGAGAGCCUCUGCAGCUGCUGCUCUUCCCCGAAGGCACUGAUCUUACCGAGAACACCAGAGCGAGGAGCGAUGAGUUCGCUGUGAAGAACGGCCUUCCCAAGUUCGAGUAUGUGCUGCAUCCCCGCACCACCGGGUUCACCUUCAUCGUGGAAACUCUGCGCAAAGCGGACAACCUGGACGCCAUCCACGACAUCACCGUGGCCUACCCCAAGAACAUCCCGCAGACGGAGCGCCACCUCAUCAUGGGCCACUUCCCCCGCGAGAUCCACUUCCACGUGCGCCGCUACCCCGUGGCCUCCCUGCCCGCCGCGGCCUCCCUGCAGGCCUGGUGCCAGGAGCGCUGGGCGGAGAAGGAGGUCCGCCUGCGGGACUUCUACUCGGCGGAGCCGCGGGCCUUCGACCGGGAGGGCGUGGCGCGCGUCCCGCCCUGCAAGACGGAGCUCCGGGUGGCGCUGAUCAAGGCGGCCUCGCUGCUCUACUGGAGCGGCUUCAUCGCCUUCUGCUUCACGGCGCUGUGGCUGUGGGCGCCCGUCAGGCUCUACUGCCUGGCCAUGGUCGGCGUGUUCCUGGUCCAGCAGAAGGUGAUCGGAGGCCUGGAGCUGCUGGAGCUGGCCUGCCACCGCUACUGGAAGAACCUGGCUGGUGGGGCGGGGCGAAGGGGGGCAAAGGUCUUGGACGGCAAGACGCAGUGAUAAGACGAACGGAUGCAAGAGGGCGGAUGGAUGAAGAGGCGGCGCCGACAGGGAGGUGUCUCGUCGCCGCUCAACCGUCCUUAGCCCAGGGGGGGGCCGGGGUCGGGCUGAGGUUGAGUUGCUUGCCCUCGGCCGGACUCAGAACCCCUUGGUCUCGCGGACCCCGGCGUGAGGCCCUCCGGUCCUCCUCUGCUUCAAGAGAGCGAGGGGGAAGGCGCGGCUACAAUGGGGGCGGUGUGCAUGGCUUGGACAAAGGGGUACGCUUUUUAGCGUACUGUGGGACGCGGAAGGAAAACCACGGAAGAAAGAAAUAUAGCAAGGACAGACGUUCCUUGGAAACCACCAGUGAGCCACCAGUGAACUUGCUUUGUAACAUUAUCUCGUUCCGUCCAUCUAGUUCCCGGCUGUUAACUCUGUGGAGUACAAUCAUAGGAUCUCCUACCAUGUCCAAUACAGUUCCUUAAUUAAUGCUUUUAUAGAUCUAGUUUGUGAUCAGUGAUCAUCCAGAAUCCUGGUGUCCAGUUUUAUAGUGUACCAGACGUUACUUGUUUGUUAUCGUAAUAGUCUAGCAAUGACUUUGUUUUAAUUUGAUUGGUUUUAGGGUUUAUUUAUCUUGUUGGUUUCAUGUGUCAUUCAGGUGAAGGAACACAGCCAUAGUACAGCUCACAUGAUAAGUGCCAUGUGGACAUUUUAUUCUUUUUCAUUUUUUUUAUCUAUUUGAGUCCAUAUUUGUAGUCCAUAUAGAUCAGAUUUUACGCCAAGAGAGUGGCUUUCUGAAGAAAACACUCAAAAAGAACGCCAUUAGAAUCAGAAUCAAUAAGCAUACAGCCAUAGCUUAACUUGAUUGCAUUUAAAUGCUGUUAAAAAUCCCUUUCAGUCCAGUCUGGCUUAUACAUUUUAAAUGUAUAAAGGGUUGGAUGUCAUGCUUUGGAUUUGUCACAUGUUUACCGCUGUUUAGCCGUGAGAAAACAAUGAGUGUCUUUGCAUGCUUGCUUGAGUAGCUUUUAAUCAUAAAAGCCAAACGCUAACUGUAAAAUCAACAUUGCCAUCCAUAGCUGUCCUCUCAGUUGCCAAGGGCCAAGAUCUCACUGUGUGUCAUUUUUUUAACCUCUGCGAAAGAGUGGCGGCCAAUGACCUUCCUCUCUCAUUUCUGUUCCGUUUUCGUUCUGGGGUGAACCAGGGGAUGCCUUGUAAAGGCAGGACCUGGUUGUCAGUGUGGCCUGGGGCAUCAUCCCCCCCACGGCUGCACACAGGGUGCCACGGAAAAGGGCACCAGACCAGACUUGGAGUGGAAAACUGUUCCCCCUGCGAUGGGAUACCUAAUCCCAAAAAACCUGGGUAAGGCCCACCUCUCUGUGCGCCCCUCGGGCGGGGGAGCUGGCAUCGACGCAUGCGUGUGCUAAACUCAAUUAGCCACUGACAGCUGGAGAGGUACUCGCUCGCUCAAUUGUGCCAAAAAAGGACCGGAAUCGAAACAUUAGUUGGGGUGGGGGGGUGAGGGGAAGCGGGGAUUCCAGUCAGGUCUGGACACUCUUUGAGUACCAAGAGACAGCAUGCCAGACUCCAAUUUGAGGAGGAUUCGCCACAUGGGCAAUGAACUUUAGACUAUCAUGACACUGUGCAAUGUAGAACCACUCUACUGACUGUCUCGGUGGCUGCAGGUUAGGCUAUCAAUCUGUUGUAUAAAUGUAUUUUUUACAUGCCGGAGAACGGUCUGAAAUGUCUUGAUUUGUUUGUCAGAGUCCGUGACCUCAAUAGUUAAAGUCUGGUUUCCGUCACUGUGAUAGGCUCUUGACAAUUAUCGCGUCUGUACGUCAUUUACCGUACAAUUCGUUUCCGCUAGCCAACUCUUUUGGAGGUUAUCUCUAGUAUCUUCUUAAUUUUUUUUUCUCUGUUUGAUUGUUAUGUUAAUUUUAUAUGACAUAUUUACAGCCACUGGCCUCAAUGAAAUGCACUGAUCACCGUAAUCAACCUGUCGUAUAUGGAUAAAAAAUAAAUGAAUAUAGUUGUU